This is a messenger RNA of Solea senegalensis (Senegalese sole), 3200 nucleotides long. It is a transcript of the gene trpm5, whose product is annotated as transient receptor potential cation channel, subfamily M, member 5. Gene Ontology annotation, molecular function: calcium-activated cation channel activity; ligand-gated calcium channel activity. NCBI's taxonomy places the organism in Eukaryota, Metazoa, Chordata, Actinopteri, Pleuronectiformes, Soleidae. The transcript is spliced from 22 exons. Gene Ontology annotation, cellular component: membrane. The record is from RefSeq and is a predicted model, not a curated record. The coding region runs from base 66 to 3200 and encodes 1044 amino acids. Gene Ontology annotation, biological process: calcium ion transmembrane transport.
AUCACUCACUGGCCAGCACUUCCUCCAAAAUUCGUGUUGUGGCAAUUGGCAUCGCACCCUGGAAUAUGAUCCACAACCGAGAGGCUCUUCUCACUGCCAAGGUGGAUGAGCCUGCUGCAUACAAGCCACAUGACUUGCCGCACGGGUCAGUGUAUUCCCUAGAUAGCCAUCAUUCUCACUUUGUGCUGGUGGAGGAGGAUCCCAGUCGACCGGGAGCCACCAGUGAAAUGAGGGUGAAGCUGCUCAAGCAUAUCUCUCUCCAGCGCACUGGUUAUGGAGGUGCAGGCAGUUUUGAGAUCCCUGUUCUGUGUCUCUUGGUCCAUGGGGAGCCCAAGAUCCUGAAGAGGAUGUAUAAAGGCAUUGGAAAUUCAACACCAUGGCUGAUCCUGGCAGGCUCGGGGGGUGUGGCUGACAUCCUUGUCACACUGAUGAAUAGGGGCUGCUGGGAUACAGACAGUGUUCAUGAGCUGCUGUUGGACACCUUUCCAAAUGCCCACCACAGCACAGACAUCAGUAAUUGGGUCAAGCUGAUCCAGAAGAUACUGGAUCAUGGGCAUCUCCUCACUGUCCAUGACCCUGAACAGGAGAGCUCUGAGCUGGAUACGGUCAUUCUCAAAGCUCUUGUCAAGGCUUGUAAGAGCCAAAGCCAGGAAGCUCAAGACUUCUUGGAUGAACUGAAGCUGGCUGUGGCCUGGAACAGGGUGGACAUUGCCAAGAGUGACAUCUUUAAUGGAGAUGUGGAGUGGAAGGCAUGUGACCUUGAAGAAGUGAUGAUGGAUGCGCUGAUCAAUGACAAACCAGACUUUGUUCGCCUGUUUGUGGACAAUGGUGUGAACUUGGGUGAGUUCCUUACCUAUGGCCGUCUGCAGGAGCUUUACUGGUCUGUGUCUGAGAAGAGCCUGCUUCACAACCUGCUCCUCAAAAAGUAUGAGGAGAAGCAGAUUCUGCUUGGAGCUGCCAGGACACCUGGUCCACCUGGCCAUCACCCACCUGAGCAAGGGAAACCUCGCUUCACCCUCUAUGAGGUUGCCAAAGUGCUGAAAGACUUUCUCCAUGACUCCUGCAAAGGCUUUUACCAAAAGAUUCCUACGGAGAAGCCAGCAAAGGGCCGGCUGUUCCACCAGCAGAAGAACCUGGCUGAGUUAGAGGAACGCUGUGAACAUCCAUGGAGGGAUCUUUUCCUCUGGGCCGUCCUUCAGAACCGACAGCAGAUGGCUAACUACUUCUGGGCUAUGGGCCCUGAGGCGGUAGCUGCAGCGCUGGCGGGUUGUAAGAUUUUAAAAGAGAUGGCUCGACUGGAAUCUGAGGCUGAGUCUGCACGAAGUAUGAAGGAGGCCAAGUAUGAGCAGUUUGCCCUUGAUGUCUUUGGUGAGUGUUACUCCAACAGUGAAGACCGGGCUUAUGCUUUGUUGGUGAGGAGAACACACUGCUGGAGCAAAUCUACGGUCCUUAACUUGGCAACUGAGGCAGACGCCAAAUCCUUCUUUGCCCAUGAUGGAGUUCAGGCUCUCCUGACAAAAAUCUGGUGGGGCGCGAUGACGACUGACACGGCCAUCUCCAAACUUGUGGUGUCUUUCUUCUGUCCCGCACUCAUCUGGACCAACCUCAUAAAGUUCAGCGACGAGGAACUUGAUAAUCGUAAUGGCCGGGAGCAGUUUGUGGAGCAGGACAGUCUGGAUACAGAAAAGGCUUUGCUGUUAACUGAUGAUGAUGAUGACCCUCUGGACCCUGCACCUGGAGACCCUGCAGCUCAGAGCUGUGCCUCCGUGUGGUGGCGUUUCUUACUCCGCCGUUGGCGGCGCUUCUGGAGCGCGCCUGUCACUGUGUUCCUUGGUAAUGUCAUCAUGUACUUUGCCUUCCUCUUCCUUUUCACCUACGUGUUGCUGCUCGACUUUCGCCCACCACCACCUGCUGGCCCUGGAGCCCCAGAGUUGAUACUCUACUUCUGGGUUUUCACCUUGGUGCUGGAGGAACUUCGACAGAGCUUUUUCACUGAUGAAGAGAUGAACAUCUUGAAGAAGUUCAAACUCUACGUCGAGGACAACUGGAACAAGUGUGACAUGGUUGCCAUCUUACUCUUUGUUGCUGGGGUUUCAUGCAGGAUGGUCGAUCACACCUAUGAGGCUGGAAGGACAGUCCUGGCCAUAGACUUCAUGGUUUUCACCCUACGUUUGAUCCACAUCUUUGCCAUUCAUAAGCAGCUGGGACCUAAAAUCAUUAUCGUGGAAAGAAUGAUGAAGGACGUUUUCUUCUUCCUCUUUUUCCUGAGUGUAUGGCUGAUUGCGUACGGCGUUGCCACUCAGGCGCUUCUCCACCCCAAUGAUCCCAGGAUUGACUGGGUUUUCCGCAGAGCAUUGUACCGUCCCUACCUGCACAUUUUUGGCCAGAUCCCUCUGGAGGAAAUAGAUGCUGCUCGCAUGCCUGAAAUGAACUGCACCAACGACUCAGAGGAGAUUAUCUCUGGUCUACGUCCUCCAUGUCCCAACGUCUACGCUAACUGGCUGGUCAUUCUACUGCUGGUUAUCUUCCUCCUUGUCACCAAUGUCCUGCUGCUCAACCUGCUCAUUGCCAUGUUCAGCUACACCUUCCAAGUAGUGCAGGGUAACACAGACAUCUUCUGGAAGUUCCAGAGGUACAACCUCAUUGUGGAAUACCACAGCCGUCCAGCACUGGCUCCACCCUUCAUCAUCAUCAGCCACCUCUCUCAGAUCCUCUUCAGCCUGGUCAAACAGCCGGAGUCCAAGCAGGAGCACUUGGAGAGGGAGUUGCCAGUAGGAUUGGACCAGAGGUUGAUAACAUGGGAGACGGUGCAGAAGGAGAACUACCUGGCCAAACUGGAGCGCCAGCAUUGGGAAAGCAGUGAGGAGAGACUCAAGAGUACCUCCUCAAAGGUUCAGAGUCUGCUAAGGAUUGUAGGUGGGGUUAAGGACCAAGAGAAAAGACUGGCAUCCAUGGAGGCUCAGAUUAGAUAUUGUGGAGAGGUAUUGUCCUGGAUGGCAGAAUGCUUUGCUCAGAGCACGCUCAAAUGUGGGAAAGAGGCUCCAAAUGUUCCAAUUUCUCUAACAGGCUCCAAGGCAAGCAUCUCCAAUGAUGCAUGUCAAAGUCAACCAGAGAAAGAUGUUAAACAGGAAAGGGGAGAAGAUGGAACAGGUCACCCAGGAUAUGGAGCAAACAAAAAGUUCCCUUAUAUUGAUGAGUAA